GUCGACGCGAUCAAACAUAUAGCACGCACGAGUCGCCUCCUCUCUCUGGCACACCAUGUUCUCCCCUCUCCGUCUACAGGCGACGAGGCUCGCAACCCUCUUCGGAGCAGGCAUCCUCUUGCUAACCCUCUCCAUCCUCUACGGCUCCUUCAUAUCCCCUUCCACUGACUCCCUCGACUCAGAAUCCGACUCCUACUACGGGUACUACGGCCCGGCGCUUUCCGCAGCCUCGAGAUUCUUCCACGGCUCCUCAUCGGACGAUCCGAGCCGCGUAACGCUCUUCACCUGGGGAGGGGGGAACAAAGCCUACGCCCUGGAGCCACUGGAGGAAUAUGCCGAGCUUGCUUCCUAUCCCGUCGGAGCGCGGCCCUGGAUCCCGAACGCGGUCGAGGGAGGCACACCAGAAGAGUGGACUCUCUCGCGUGAGGAGAAGGAGCGACUUACACAUGCUAAUGCGGAACACCAGGCAGCGGAUAGCCAGGAAUGGGGCUGGGAAUUUCCCGCUCCUCAGGUGGAUGUCUUCGACCUGGAUAAGACGAAAUGGGAACCUCCGACCAUCGAGUUUGCGCUUGUAAUAAUGGGAGAGAGUGCAGCGGUUGAAGCCGUGACGAUGAUUAAGGGGAUCCUUAUGCAUAUAUCUACCCCUGUUCACUUGCACAUCGUCUGCGACGAAGCUGCAAUGUACUACAUAGAUGACCGCCUCACACUCGUCCAUCGCCCAGCAUACGAUAUCCACGUAUCCUACAACCUUCUCUCCUCGUCCCAGAUCUGGGCUCGCGGUGCCCGUGCCGGGAUCGGGAGUACCUACCAUGCCGGUGCAGGUGGUCUGGCUAAGGUGUUUCUCCACGAGAUCCUGACCGAGACGAAACGCGCGAUCUUUAUCGAUAUCGAUACGCUCUUUACGGUCGACCCGCUUCUCCUUUGGAAGGAAUUCGACAAGUUCAAGCCUGGGCAGGUGUUUGCCCUUCCUACCCUUGGACCAGGGAGUGACGAGCUCACCGUAUGCUCUUGCUCACUCCUGCUGGAUCUGGAAGCGAUGCGCGAUCGAUUCCAGUGGGUGGCAUCUGACCUGCGUCCUCAGGCGAGCAGGACAGACGUCGCCUACUCCUCGCUCAUGUCCGCCGGGCUCGAUCCACACAACCCACCCUUCGGUGACCAAGGCGUGUACUACGCCAUUUGGCGUGCGCGCCCCGAGCUAGCGGGCCACCUCGGCUUGAGCUGGGACGUCAGCCAUUGUAGGAACCAUUGGGGUUUUGCACUGGACGAUGGGGAUGAUGAGAUGACUGAGGAGGAGCAGGUACGUAGGAGGGGGGAGAGGAUGUGGGAUGUUGAGAGGAGGAUGGCGGACGCGCCUGAGAGAUGGCCGAUCUUCCCCGGUAUCCUGCAUUUUAACUGCAUCGACAACGCGGCCAACUCGUUCACUUACUCCGACAUCGUCGACUUCCCCACCUGGGGCCCAGUAGUCCAAGUAGCAACACAAUACAAAUGGACAUGGCUCAACCGCGGCGACGGCAGCGCAAAGGUCGAUCGGGUCAUGUACGAAGACGUGAGGUUUGCGGACGAGAGAUGGCCCGAGGGGGAGAGAGAGGGCGGUUGGACCCAGCCUGAGCCAGUGGAUUUGCGCCUGGAGGAGGGACUGGCUUUCCCUGAUCCUGGACAAGAGAUCGGUUAUGAGAAGACGGGGACGCUCUCCGGUGGCAUUACACUUCCUGAUUGGGACGGUGAAGCAGUUCCUCCUGUUCCGGCCGAAUGGGCAACCCCACCACUGGCAUACGAUCUGCAGUCGGAAGAGGCGACUCCGACGUACGACAAGCUACCUGUGUACGAUGACUCCCCAGAAUACGACCUGCAGCCGGAAUAUGAAGCCAGUCCGACAAUUGGGGAUCUCCCGGGGUAUGACGACUCUGUCGAACACGAGACCUUCGUACCCGGGGAAGAAUCCAUCGAUCAACCUGACGAUAUUGCCCCGGUGUCGGAGUACGACCCACCCACAAACCUCGAGCAGGCCGAUUCCGCACCUCUCGUAGCAUACCCCCACCUCGACCCUAUAAUCUCCAAACCUGAGGAACAACCGGUCCAGGAGGUACCUCCUGAGCUGCAACGCGGUUCCUGGGUGCUAGGGCCCUAUCAUGAGUGGAUAUGGGUUGAGGAGCCGUCUCGUGGUCCCCUGCCUACUGAAGAAGAGCUGGAAGAACCCGAGCUGCCGUCAGAGCACGGGAUUGGGUUCGCACCUGCAGCCGUGCCGCCUGUCGAGGAAGAGCAUGCUCCGUUUGUGCCUGUUCUUCCUCGACCACUGGAAGAGGAGGCGGCAUUAGAAGACGACGAAGGCGAGAGACUGAAGCAGGCCAUCGCUGAUGCUUUAGCGGCGUAUGCUAAACAUGCCGCGGGUGCUUCUCUUGCCCCUGUAACCCUCCCUGUACCAGCACCACGGCCUGAAGCUCCUUAUCCACCUGCUUACGGUGCUCCUCCAUCUCUGAAAGAAGCUGAUUUCUCCCUUUCCCCCGUCUCUGAAGAGUUCCAGCCCAUGUUGGAGGAUGUAGCUGACCAACCUACGGAUAUCCCAAUACCGGCCGAAGAACCUCUCGAUGAAUUCCCAGCAGAGGAACCGGAACCCGUGGGCGAGUGGGUCGAGGACGCCGAAGGGGAGUGGACUUGGGUCCCUCUCGAGCCAGUGGCUGCGAAAUAA
Molecule: messenger RNA, 2686 nt
Organism: Dacryopinax primogenitus
Lineage: Eukaryota; Fungi; Basidiomycota; Dacrymycetes; Dacrymycetales; Dacrymycetaceae
Exons: 3
Coding region: 56-2686 (876 amino acids)
Source: RefSeq, a predicted model, not a curated record